Messenger RNA from Tarenaya hassleriana, 2101 nucleotides. RefSeq lists its product as uncharacterized. Gene Ontology annotation, molecular function: glycosyltransferase activity. The coding region runs from base 668 to 1825 and encodes 385 amino acids. The record is from RefSeq and is a predicted model, not a curated record. Gene Ontology annotation, cellular component: membrane. The transcript is spliced from 3 exons. Lineage: Eukaryota; Viridiplantae; Streptophyta; Magnoliopsida; Brassicales; Cleomaceae.
UGAGAUAGAAAUAACGCAUGGUCAAUAAUAUAAUUUGGGAUACAUAUGUAUGUAUAUACGUGUGUGUGUGACUGUGUAUAUAUGUAUGUGUAUAUAUGUACCUCUUGUUGAGUAUUGCGUUGCAGUGAAAUCAUAAUAGUACGCCAAAUGUGAAACUGCAAUUUCUUCCUAGGUUUUAUGCUCUGUUCCUUUUUCCCCCAUUGAGAAUUUCAGAGACAUCGCCAUUGAUUCAGACAAAGAACAGAAGAAUUCCGUUACAUGUCUCUUUGUUUCCCCACAGAGACAGUUACCCCUUUUGGAUCGCAAACUCAGAUUCCAGAAUCUGAAACGAAAUGCGUGACUGAGGCGAUCCGUUUUUUGUUCUUUUCAGGAACUGGGCUUGGAAACUGUUCUUACGUUACGUGGAGACUGUUUCUGAAGAAACCCAUUUGGCAACAAUGGCGUAAUUUGCGGCAACCUUUUUGUCUGAUUGAAUUCUGACACUGUGGCCAUAUUAGCUUGUGGGAUUUGUCAUGUUUUAAGGGUAAAAAAUCGAGAAUUUUUGUGGUAAAUCCGUAAGGAAAUGUGGGUUUAUUGAUCAUCCUGCCUAAAACGUUCCUUAAUUUGUCUUACCGGGCUGUCUUUGUGUCACCAUUUAGUGGUAAUUUAGCAAGUAAGGUUGGUGGGAAUGGAGGAAGGGAACAAGGAGAAACUUGCAUCAGUCCCCAAUUUAAGAUCUAAUAACCAUUCUCGGGUCUUUUUCUCGAUUCGGGUUCUUCAAGUUUUCUUGCUAUUCCUUGUUUUGGCUCUUGGAAUCUCAAUCCUCAGUAUGAACAUGAUCAAGUACCUGAGAAUUCAGCAUUUGGCUCCCAUUGCUCCAACCACCUUCAUCACUUUCUACGAUGAGAGUGUUUCCUUGGAGAGUUUUGUAAGGCCUCCUUUCAAUCUCCGGCACUCCAUGAAUGACAGUGAGCUUCUAUGGCGUGCCUCGUUAGAGCCGCGUAUUAAGAAUUAUCCGUUUAAGAGGGUUCCGAAAAUGGCGUUCAUGUUUCUGACAAAGGGUCCUUUGCCAUUUGCUCCACUCUGGGAGAGGUUCUUCAAUGGACACCAGCCCCUUUACUCGAUAUAUGUUCACGCAUUGCCAAACUAUGAACAGGAUUUUCCCAGCUCAUCCGUUUUCUAUGGAAGAUAUAUCCCGAGUCAGGUUGUGGAAUGGGGAAAGAUGAGCAUGUGCGAUGCUGAAAGGAGGCUUCUGGCUAACGCCCUGCUCGAUAUAUCUAACGAGUGGUUUGUCCUGCUGUCUGAAGCAUGCAUUCCUCUUCACAACUUCAGUUUUAUCUACAAUCACAUAUCCAGUUCAAGAUACAGUUUCAUGGGUUCGGUUGAUGAGGAUGGACCUUACGGGAGAGGUAGAUACCACCGGGGAAUGGAACCCGAGGUCACUCUCAGCCAGUGGCGGAAAGGGUCUCAGUGGUUUGAAAUUAACCGGAAACUUGCCAUCGAGAUUGUCCAAGACACCACCUACUAUCCCAAAUUCAACGAUUUCUGCCGACCUCAUCAAUGCUACGUCGAUGAGCAUUACUUCCCCACAAUGCUGACUAUGAAAUAUCCUCGUCUUCUAGCGAACCGGACAUUGACUUGGACAGAUUGGACCCGAGGUGGUGCACAUCCUGCCACCUUUGGCAAAUCCGACAUAACAGGAGCUUUUAUCAGGAAGCUGCCUGAGUCUAUAGCCUGCCACUUCAACGAUCAGUCUUCUAAAGUCUGUUAUCUUUUUGCUAGAAAGUUUGCUCCAAGUGCAUUGGAGCCCCUACUCGAGAUUUCAGCGAGCGCGAUGGGAUUCUGAAAGAUUCUGCUUGUCGGGUUUUUGUUAACAAGUUCUCGCUGAAAGUGCUCGGAUUUAGAAUAUGGCCUCACUUAUCUUUGAUGCAACUGAUGGUUAGUCUACUUCUGCAUUGAAUUUUUUUACCGGUAUCAUGAUUUUGUAAGGCAAUUCGAGUGUAUAGAUAAGGGAAUAAAGGGUAUUUACCUAUCUUGUCAUAUGCUUAGUAUCCCAAACUGUAACUUGAAUUUCAAAGAAUGAUGAGAUCGUUUCUUACAAGUUUUGUUCUUCUUGUCUUCA